Messenger RNA from Megalobrama amblycephala (Wuchang bream), 2004 nucleotides. RefSeq names its product steroid 21-hydroxylase (gene cyp21a2). Bases 173 to 1741 code for a protein of 522 amino acids. Gene Ontology annotation, biological process: hormone biosynthetic process; progesterone metabolic process. The transcript is spliced from 12 exons. The record is from RefSeq and is a predicted model, not a curated record. Lineage: Eukaryota; Metazoa; Chordata; Actinopteri; Cypriniformes; Xenocyprididae. Gene Ontology annotation, molecular function: heme binding; steroid 17-alpha-monooxygenase activity; iron ion binding.
GCUUUGAGAGUAAGAUUGAGAUAAAGGUCAACAUAAUAUUUACUUAUCCUUGAUGAGAGGAUACAUUGAGAAACAGCACUCGAUCAUGUGCAAGGUUAGAGGAGGAAGAUGAUAAAAGGGGUAGAGUAAAAGAAAAGCUUUCAGAAAGUUUUUAGACUCAGUAAAGAACAGCAUGUGUAUCUCAGCGGUGAGUGUGGUGCUGUUACUGUUCAUUUUGUGGAUGCUUGUGGUCCAACUCUGUAGACAGACUGACAGGCAAAGUGACGGAGAUGCCAAAGCAAGCAACAAACCAGAAGCUGCUGUGCCCAAACUCCCGCAUUCCCUCUCUAAGCGCUUCCUUAGUCCUCUUUCUCCUGCUCUUCCUGGUCCAUUCUCUCUCCCUUUGCUGGGCAACAUGCUGGAUCUCGCAAAAGAUCAUCUGCCCAUCCACUUGACUGCACUGGCACAUCGCUAUGGAAAUAUCUAUCGGCUCAACUGUGGCAGCACAACCAUGGUGAUAUUAAACAAUAGUGAGAUCAUCCGCGAGGCUCUGAUUAAAAAAUGGUCUGACUUUGCUGGGAGGCCUCAUUCAUAUACAGCUGAUAUAGUGUCAGGUGGAGGGCGAACCAUUUCUCUGGGUGAUUUCAGUGAGGAAUGGAAGGCUCACAGGCGUGUGGCACAUAGUGCUCUGCAGCGCUGCACAACUGAUUCCCUGCACUCUGUCAUAGAAAAGCAAGCACACCAUCUCUGUCAGGUGUUGCGGGACUACGAAGGAAAAGCAGUGGAUUUAUCUGAAGAUUUUACUGUGGCCGCCAGUAAUGUCAUCACAACACUAACCUUUGACAAAACUUAUGAUAAGUGUUCAGAAGAGCUGCAGAAGCUGCAGGACUGUCUGAAUAAGAUUGUGUCUCUUUGGGGUUCACCGUGGAUCUCAGCGCUGGACUCCUUCCCUCUUCUCAGGAAAUUACCCAACCCCCCAUUCUCUCGUCUCAUGAAGGAGGUAGCCAGACGUGAUGAACUGAUAGGGAAACACAUAGAUGAGUUUAAGAGAAGUGACCAUAAAGACAGCGGCACACUGACUUCUUCACUUCUGCAGUGCCUUAAACCACCACAAGGGGGAGCCAAUCAAAUGACUCUGACAGACACUCAUGUGCACAUGACUACAGUGGAUCUGCUGAUUGGAGGGACAGAAACUACUGCGGCCUUGCUCAACUGGACUGUGGCCUUCCUUUUACACAGGCCUGAGGUUCAGAAUAAAGUGUACGAGGAGCUGUGUGGUGUGCUAGAUGUGCGGUACCCUCAGUACAGCGACCGACACAGACUGCCGUAUCUGUGUGCGCUGAUCAAUGAGAUGUUGAGACUACGACCUGUAGCUCCCCUCGCCGUGCCUCACAGGGCCAUACGAAACAGCAGUAUUGCAGGCUAUUUCAUCCCCCAAAAUACAAUAAUUAUUCCUAAUCUGUAUGGUGCCCACCAUGAUCCAGACAUUUGGAAUGACCCAUACAGCUUCAAACCAGAACGCUUUUUGGAAGGUGGUGGCGGGUCCCUUCGUGCCCUGAUCCCUUUCGGAGGGGGGGCCCGACUGUGUCUGGGAGAGGCAGUUGCCAAAAUGGAAAUGUUUCUCUUCACGGCUUAUCUGCUGCGAGACUUUCAGUUCCUGCCUGCCAGUAAAGAGGAGCCUCUGCCUGACCUGCGAGGCGUUGCCAGUGUGGUUCUUAAAGUCAAGCCAUACACAGUUAUAGCACACCCAAGAGAACAGUAACUGAUUAUGAAUAGAGUGUCGCAGGAAUGAGUUCUAAAACCCAGAAAUGAGUUAGCAAUUUUGAACUUCCAGUUUAAUCAUCCCAAUGUCAAAGUUUUUUUUAAUGGGUUAACAUAAGCUCAAGAUAUUUUCCUUUUUAAUUCCACAAUAUAAAACACUUCAGUAACCCACUCAUGAAUUUUUUAAGCUUCUAUGUGACUUGUAAAACAAGAGACCAAAUGGGACUACAGAGGUUGACAGAUAUUAAACGCCAUCAUGCCGAA